AUGUCGUCUGAUAAAGAAAAGUCUCUAUCACAUACAGCCAUUCCAAUAUCUCGUCAUGAAACUUCACAAAUACCACCAUCGUCAAAGUCUAAAUUCUUUUUUCUAUUUACAAAAGAAUUCUUUUUCAUCCUCUUAUGGGGUCAAUUUAUUUCAUUGUGCUGCACGGGUUCAAUUGUCAUUGUCACCGCUUUAACAAUUAAUCAUCAUAUCAGUUUACCUGCAACUUUGAGUUUUUUUAUGUAUACAACUUUGACUCUUAUUUAUACACCUAUUACAAUUUAUAAAAAUGGUAUACGUGCGUACUUGAGAAUGCUUAAAAUUCGAGGAUGGAAAUAUUUUUUGCUUGCGUUUGUAGACGUAGAAGCAAAUUAUUUUGGAAUAAAAGCUUAUGCUUAUACAUCUAUUCUAUCUACCAUUUUACUUGACGCUUGGUCAAUUCCAGUAUGCGUGAUAUUAUCAAUAUUAUUUUUACGCGUAAAAUAUCAUUGGUCUCAAUAUUUAGGUGUGGGAAUUUGUUUGGCUGGAAUUGGUGUUUUGAUUGAAGCUGAUUUUAAAAGUGGAAAAGAUAUGUAUUAUGCGGUGGAUCCGAUUAAGGGUGAUAUACUUUGUUUAAUAAGUGCAACUUUUUUCGGAAUAUCUAAUGUUAUUGAAGAGUAUUAUGUGAGAAAACGACCUGCUUAUGAAGUAUUGGGACAAAUGGGAUUUUGGGGAAUGAUUAUUAGUGGAAUUCAUGUAGCAAUUUUAGAACGAUCCGAAUUGACAAAUGCUGCAUGGACUGGACCUUCAAUUAGCCUCGCUAUCUCUUUUGUUGUAACUACCAUAAUGGUAUAUGUGGGACUUCCAUUACUGCUCCGGUUAUCCUCUGCAACGUUUUUUAAUCUUUCAUUCCUUACAAGCGAUUUUUACACUUUGAUAUUUAGUUGGUUCUUAUUUAAAACUGUGAUGCACGUACUAUAUCCAUUAGCAGCAGUCUGCACUAUAUUGGGUCUUUUGGUAUUUUAUAUUUAUCCAGCGACUCAACCAGUUAUUAAAUGCGAUGACGAAGACAGUAUAGAAUAUGUUGUUUCAGAUGAAGAAACGGCAGCGACAAAUACUUCUGAAUCGGUCAGAGCAUUAAAUCGUUCUUUAUAA
Dentiscutata erythropus is the source of this 1131-nucleotide messenger RNA. The record is from the annotation of a GenBank genome assembly. NCBI's taxonomy places the organism in Eukaryota, Fungi, Glomeromycota, Glomeromycetes, Diversisporales, Gigasporaceae.